Molecule: messenger RNA, 3540 nt
Organism: Megalobrama amblycephala (Wuchang bream)
Lineage: Eukaryota; Metazoa; Chordata; Actinopteri; Cypriniformes; Xenocyprididae
Gene: prickle3
Product: prickle homolog 3
Exons: 10
Coding region: 871-3096 (741 amino acids)
Molecular function (GO): zinc ion binding
Source: RefSeq, a predicted model, not a curated record
UAAUAAUAAAAACAUCAAAAUAAUAGAAGAAAAUAUUAUAACAUAACUUCAACUUAAAUAAACUAACAAAUUAGAACAUGUCUGAACAUGUGUGUAUAUAUAGGAAUACAAGGAAGUUCGGCUGAGGACAUGGAGUGGCAGCUUAUCCGGAGAAGAAGGGAUUGAUAGAAUGGAGUGGUGAAUAGGUAGAGGAAGAGAAUAAAAUCAGUGAAAAGCAGCUUUUGUCUUCCAUCUGUGCUUGUGAGCGUUCAUUCUGCCCCGUCACCAAAAGCCGUCUGAGGUGUUAUACAAUAGCGAGAAAUACACACAGACAUACAGAUAUAGUGAAGUUUUUUGUUUGUUUGUUUGUUUAGUAUGCACUCAUCUGCUUUCUUUUUCUCUAUUUGACAUUGUAGCUGUAGCUGUCCAUUAAAAUGAACUGAUGUCUGACUUUAAGAGAACAGCAGCGUUUAUCCCAUAACUGUACUGAGAAGGAUUAAACCCCCAUCCCUUCCACAUGCACACACGGAUCGCCACAAUAUUCCCGUUUCACCUCCGUGUGGACAUGAAGACCGGGCUUUGACCUCAUUUUCAGCAUGAAAACUGAGAUCAGGGCUGAUCACACAAGUGGUGUGAUAUCAUCAGUGCCGCCCAAUGAGCGGGCCUUCAGACUGAGACGCGCGUCUGCCGCUCAUCAGUCUCUAGCAGCGCUCAGUCGGAGUAGGAUGUUUGUUUUGUUGUGUUGUUGUGGGUCAGAGACAGGACAGAGGAUUAGAAAAAAGUGUGUCGCACCUGGACUGAUUCUUGAACUGUAUUCAGAAGAUCUGUGUGCACUGUAAGUGUGUGCGGGAAGAGCAUGUGGUGCGCUCCGUGCCCGGCCAGCUGGAGAGAAUGAUGAUGAAGCUGGUGUCAGACUUCCAAAGGCACUCCAUAUCCGACGACGACUCGGGCUGCGCCUCGGAAGAAUAUGCCUGGGUGCCGCCCGGAAUCAAGCCUGAACAGGUUUAUCAAUACUUCAGCUGUAUUCCAGAGGACAAGGUUCCCUACGUGAACAGUCCAGGAGAACGAUAUCGUAUUAAACAGCUCUUACACCAGCUGCCAGCUCAUGACAGUGAGCCUCAGUACUGCAACUCUCUGGAUGAAGAAGAGAAGAAAGAAUUGAGGUUAUUCAGCCAGCAGAGGAAGAGAGAGAAUCUGGGCCGCGGCAUUGUACGACUUUUUCCGGUCACCAUGACAGGAGCCAUCUGUCAACAGUGUGGAAGGCAGAUUUGUGGCGGUGACAUAGCGGUGUUUGCGUCACGGGCGGGUCACGGCUCCUGCUGGCAUCCUCAGUGCUUCCAGUGCGCUUCCUGUAACGAGCUACUAGUAGAUCUCAUUUACUUCUACCAGGACGGACACAUCUACUGCGGCCGGCACCACGCUGAACGCAUCAAACCCCGCUGCCAGGCCUGCGACGAGAUCAUCUUCGCGGACGAGUGUACGGAGGCUGAGGGGCGGCACUGGCACAUGAAGCAUUUCUGCUGUUUUGAGUGUGAGACGGCACUGGGAGGUCAGCGGUACAUCAUGAGAGAGAGUCGGCCUUACUGCUGCUGCUGCUAUGAGUCACUGUACGCCGAAUACUGCGACACCUGCGGAGAACAUAUUGGUAUAGACCAGGGCCAGAUGACAUAUGAGGGCCAGCACUGGCAUGCCUCUGAAGCAUGUUUCUGCUGUGCCUGCUGUCGGCUCCCCCUGCUGGGCAGACCCUUCCUGCCACGCGGGGGACUCAUCUUCUGCUCCCGCUCCUGCUCGCUGGGGGAAGACCCAGAGAACUCGGACUCCUGCGAUUCUGCCCUACAGAGCAAAUCAGUGUCACAUAAGCCUGUUCAUAAUCCGCAGCAUAGUUCCACACCACGGCCACAGGGGGGAACCAGUGUCACUGCCGCCACCUCUAAAGUUAGCACACAGACGAAUGCAGUUAUAUCAACUACUACAACAACAACAGAGAAUGGGGGUCAUUUUCCACUGGAGAGCAAAGGUGUUCACACAUCAUUUCCUCCUAUACCGAAUGGUGAACCUCCACCGUAUGGACAUACUUGCACACAACACUCACAUUUUUCCUCUCAGCUCUGUCCAGUAGCCAAUGACAGGGCAGCAUUACAUUGCAAGGACCAAUUGAGUAUCAGCACACACCAAGUGAAUCACCAGACAUCUUUGGAGUUUACAGUGGAGCUGAACGGAUAUGCAGAAUUUGGUCCUUUCCCACCAAACUGCACGUCUAGGGGGACUUCCACUGCAAAGGAUUGUGGGAACAUCAUCAAGAGCAGUUGUACAGGAAUUUCCUCUCAACUUGAGUCUUCAGAUGCAUUUGAUGAUCUGAAUGAGUCCGACUCCUUUCCACCCCCUCCGCCCCCUGUUUUCUUCGAGCCGUCUGAUUCGCCGACCCCUUCGGAUUCCCUGCCCGUUGUCACAGAUGCCGAAGAAGUCCCUACAACACCUGUCCGCAGCAGCACAGCCAGGGUCAGCUUCAGAGAGCCAAUCAGCUGUAGUUAUUCAGUGGAAGUGGAAGAAUGGGAGGAAGAGGAAGGGGCGGAGAUGGAGAGAAGAGAGUUAGAGGAUGAGGAGCAGGAGGAAGAUGGAGAAGAAGUGGAAGGAAGUUUGGGACACAGGUUGCGCUUUUGCACUGAAGUACCAUCUCAAAUGGACCUGCUGGAUGGGUCGUGUCACCGCAGUUUCCGUCGGGGAAGUGGUGGCCACCAUCCCAUGGAGAAGCACAUCAGACGUUCCAGAGGGUCGCGAAGCGACAGACCUCGUCUGGAAACUCUGGAAUGGCGGGAAGGGGACCGCAGGCGGUCCAACAGCGUCCUGGAUGGAAGUCGAAAUGGCAGCCUUACCCUGCACUCCACCCGCUCCAGACACGAAGACUCCUGCUCCACCUGCUCCUCUUCCUCAGACUCAGAGGAGGAAGGCUUCUUUCUGGGCCAGCGCAUUCCUCUGCCGCCACAGCUGACGGGUGGAGAGAGAGCAGGAGAAGGACAAAAAGAGGAGGAGGACAAGAGCCGAAGAGGAAGUUUCAGGAGGAGAAGGACACAGAGUCUCAGUAGAAAAGACAAGGACAAGAACUGCAUACUGUCCUGAGACAAAGUUCAAAACUGGAAAUUAUGGAGCGAUGAAAACUCGUAUCACAUUACAACUCUCUGAACCUCAGCUGCUCAGUCAAGAACAAAGUUUAUGAGUCACAUUUUGUAUGAUAAAAAUAGAAACUAUCUUACAGUCUGUGUACCAGUAUUUUUAUAGAGGUGAUGUAAUAUCUAAUAUAUCAGUAUCAAGAUGCCUAGUCAAAUUUACUGGCAUUAUUAUUUGGGCCGACAAACAUUUCUAAUCUAAAUUUUGUACACUAUAAGAAAAGUAGGACCAUGAUUUAUAAAUGUAUGUGAAAAAACUAGAUAAAUUAUAAUUUCAUUUUACAUUUCUUUACAGCUAAAUGUCUGUUCACACUAACACGAAUAUUCGGCAUGAAAAUUCAGUCAGAUUUAGGGGCUGUUUACACAACACCAUUUUCAAGUAAAAACAGAAAACUUU